CUCACUUUGGUUUACCUCGCGAGUGACAAGAUGUCACUUCCUUUCGAUUGUUGUUGAACGCACACCAAAGCAUCACCGUAUAAUUGGAGGUUUGAGCCCAGCGCAGCAGGCAUGUCGUGGGCCACGCGGAUUACAUCCUCUAAUCUGCCUGUCAUGAAAACCUCACCACAGAUGAAAAAAAAAGGAAGAUCAUGGAAUAACAAAUGGAUGGAAGCGUGUUGGAAAUAAGAUGGGAAAAGAAGAGAUAUUUCGGAGGACGCAGUGUCCCAUCUUCAGCCCGAUGGAGAGUUGAGUUGAGAAGACUGAGUGACAAACUGUCUGCCAUAGGUGGUGCUGAAGAGCAUGGAUGAGCCAGGCACCAGGAAGAAGCCACCUUGGCCCCACUUGGACAUCCCAAUCAUCCAGCUGACAACUGCAGACACACCCAUCCUCAAGGGGCCACUAAAACGCCAGCGCAGUGUCAGCAUGCCGGGACCAAACCUUCAGGCCUGCAUGGGGGCCUUCGAUACAUCCAAAAACCACCUCAGACCUCCUCUGGAGACAGUGCCCUCCUUCACAUCAUCCAAGGGUGAGAAAAAAGUGCACUUUGAGCGAGUCAACACAAUUCCCCCUAAAGGCCGACGAUGCCCCAGGAGCGUUUCCACCGUCCGAAGGCGGUCCUGCACCCCUAAAAUACUGACUCGACGACGCUCGUCUAUUCCGAAACAGAUUAUCAGGGGUACAGCGGACUGGUUUGGCGUGGGCAAAGAUAGCGACAGUGGCCAGCGAUGGAGGAGGAAGAGCCUGCAGCACUGCAGCCAUCUCUACGGGGGCCUAAAGGCUCAGGUGAUGAGGGGCAUGGAGCUGCCCAGCCAGGACAACCUCUCCCUGGCCAGCACUGAGACCCCUCCUCCCCUCUACCUCCCACCCCACCACCCUUGUCACCAUCACUAUGGCAUACAGAGGAUUGUGGAUCCGCUGGCUCGUGGUCGCGCCUUCCGCACGGUGGAAGAGGGAGACGGCUUCGGUGUCCCACCGACUACCACCAACCCCUGCACAGCCUCCCUGUGCUCCUUUUCCAGCUCCCGCUCGGCCCUCAGCAGGUUGCCACGGCGACGCAAGCGGGAGUCCGUUGCCAUCAUGAGCCUCAAAGCUGCCGCGGCACUGAUGAAGGGCCGUGCAUUAGGUGAAGGCGCCACAGGGCGAUAUCGCAGGCGGAGUUUCCUGCCCCCCAGUUUCUUCGAGGAUGACACUGUAGACUUCCCUGAUGAUCUUGACACAUCUUUCUUCACUGGAGAGGGCCUGCCAGAUGAGCUCUCCAGCUACGCCGAUGAGGUUUUUGAGACGGCAUCGGAGACUGCGUGCCAGCAGCCGGAUGAGGGUGAGCUCACCGGAAGUGCGCUGGAUAGGAACGAACUGGAGAGGAGUCACCUGAUGCUGCCUUUAGAGCGAGGAUGGCGCAAAGCAAAAGACGGCUCACUCGUCCAACCCAAGGUGCGAGUGAAUCAAGUGGUGAGUCAGCAGCGUGGGCAAAGGAUCGCGGUGCCCGUGAAGAAGUUCUUCGCCCGAGAGAAGAGGCCCUACGGGCUCGGCAUGGUCGGCCGUCUUACCAACCGGACAUACCGAAAGCGCAUCGACAGCUUCGUCAAGAGACAGAUUGAAGACAUGGACGAUCACAGGCCUUUCUUCAGCUACUGGAUCACAUUCGUCCAUUUACUUAUCACCAUCCUGGCUGUCACCAUCCACGGCAUCGCUCCUGUGGGCUUCUCACAACAUGAAACUGUUGAUUCGGUGUUGCGGAACAAGGGUGUGUACGAAAAUGUGAAAUUUGUGCAACAACAAAAUUUCUGGAUUGGUCCAAGCUCAGAGGCGCUGAUCCAUCUGGGAGCCAAGUUUUCCCCGUGCAUGCGUCAGGAUGGAGAGAUCCACAAGCUGGUGCAGGAGAAGAGGGCCAAAGAGAGAGAGUCGGGCUGCUGCGUGAGGAACGAUCGCUCGGGAUGUUUGCAGACUUUACAAGAGGAGUGCUCGACCACCUUGGCACUGUGGGUAAAAUGGCCUCAGCACCCCAGUGCUCCUUAUUUGAAUGGUAAACUACGACAAUACGGUGCAGUCUGCCAUCAGGAUCCCAGAAUAUGUCAGGAGCCUGCCUCUGUUUCACCUCACGAGUGGCCUGAAGACAUCACCAAGUGGCCAGUUUGCACGCGGUACAGUUUUGUGAACCACACCAACCUCCCCCACAUAGAUUGUACCAUCACGGGCCGGCCCUGCUGCAUCGGAACCAAAGGACGAUGUGAAAUCACUUCCAGAGAGUACUGUGACUUCAUGCACGGCUACUUCCAUGAAGAAGCCACUCUCUGCUCACAGGUGGCGUGCAUGGAUGACGUGUGCGGUCUCUUGCCUUUCCUCAACCCAGAGGUCCCAGACCAGUUUUCCCGACUGUGGCUCUCCCUCUUCCUUCAUGCUGGGAUCCUUCACUGCCUGGUGUCAAUGUUGUUCCAAAUGACAGUGCUUCGUGAUCUGGAGAAGCUGACCGGCUGGCUGCGGAUCUCCAUCAUAUACAUGCUCAGCGGCAUUACAGGCAACUUGGCGUCGGCCAUUUUUCUGCCCUACAGAGCGGAGGUGGGUCCUGCUGGCAGCCAGUUCGGCAUCUUGGCAUGUCUCUUCGUGGAACUCUUUCAGAGCUGGCAGAUCCUCGAGAGGCCGUGGCGAGCGUUCGGAAAGCUGCUCGGCAUCUCUGGCUUUUUCUUCUCCUUCGGUCUGCUUCCCUGGAUCGACAACUUUGCCCACAUUUGUGGUUUUGUCUCAGGAUUCUUCUUGUCCUUUGCCUUCUUGCCAUACAUCAGCUUUGGACGCUCCGACAUGUACCGCAAGAGGGUGCAGAUCUGUGUAUUCCUGCUGGUGUUCACAGCUCUGCUGUCGUCCCUGGGCAUCCUCUUUUACGUUUACCCCGUCAAGUGCGACUGGUGCGAGUACCUCACCUGCAUCCCCAUCACGGACAAACUCUGCGACAAGUACGACCUAAACGCAAAUCUCCUUUGACCCACGUCGGCUGCUUUGGAUGCACCGUGCGUGUGUGGGCGCUCGGGUUGCACCGCAGCAUGUUGAAAUGAAGAGGACGACUUCAUCUGGAGGUUCCAAUGGAAAAUGGGACAAUUUUCUCAAAGUGCUGUCCCACCAUGAAAAAGCAGUGAACCCAAAAGAGCUGAAGCACUUGAUUAAAAUGCUCUGAUUCACUGAUUUGUACGGUUUUGGCCAAUGACUCCAAUUUUCUGUUUUCAUUAUUUGAACUCACAUUGCUUGUAAUGAGCAGUUUGAACCUUUUUGUCUUUUCCUUCCACAUUCCAAAAAUGACGAACAACAGGCUGAAAUGCUGAAGAAGUCACGUACCAAUAUUGUAAUUAUUGACAUGUUGCACACAUUUUUCCAAUAAAGAGUAUUUUUCUGUAUACAACAGACCCAUGUUAAACAUUCUCUUCAGCAAAGUUAGUGAAACAACAUUUGAGUCAUUGCCAUAUCAAUCAUUUUCACCACCACCAAUGCUACACUGACUCAACAGCAUCCCUUAGCGGCAAAUUUGAGCAUCACAAAAUGCCACCUGGCCUGAAUAUUCUUUUCACCAAUCUUUCUUCAGGAGAUGACCGUUCUGUUAUGAAAAUCUUAAAGUGCCUCAUUCUCCCAUGUGACGUCUACACUUUCUGAUUGCAUACUUGUGAAAUGUAAACGAUAUUGCAUAUUGCUGACAAACAAUAAUAACAUACGUAAUAGUAAAUAACUAAAUGGUAAUAAUUCAAAUGAUUAGAAACACCUCUAAGGAGAAUGCAGUGCAGUUCUACACGACUGCAAUUACUAUAAUCAACUCGUGGUUAAAUGACUAGCUCCCCACAGUGUCAACCGAAACACAAAUUCAAAUACAGUUCACACAAAAAUUCAAAACACACUAAUACAUACAGCUAAUACAUACUAAUACAUCUGCUGCUCAUUCAAAGCUCACAUUAGUAUGUCAUUUUAGUGCAAUGAUUUCAAUUCCACCAAAGCUGUUGACUUUUCUUGGUCUUUUUGAACUGGCCAAAAGUGGCCCAAAGGGAAGUCUUGUCUUUUGGCAGCGAUAAAGCAUCUAAAAAGUGGUGCUAGACACACUGCAGCCUGUUGAUUGGCGAAGAAAGAAUCAGCACUCCAACUAAACAAAAAGUAUUUUUUUAAAAACAAAGACUACCAAAUGCUGGAAGCUUUCCAUUUUUGUCCUUUGUUCUUCGUUUCAUGUGCCUUUUCUUUCUUGAAUUCAAUAGUGCUGCUAUAAUUUCAUAAUAUGUGAUGCAGCUAUCACUCUUUGUCUGCACAUUAUGGUUCCAUGUUUACCAUGGCCAGCCAAAGUGAAUGUUGCGUUGCAAGAGUUCACAACGGAAAAGUCUUCUCGUCAGAUGCAGAGAGAUUACAUUCACUGAAGACUAAA
Molecule: messenger RNA, 4429 nt
Organism: Phyllopteryx taeniolatus (common seadragon)
Lineage: Eukaryota; Metazoa; Chordata; Actinopteri; Syngnathiformes; Syngnathidae
Gene: rhbdf1b
Product: rhomboid 5 homolog 1b (Drosophila)
Exons: 20
Coding region: 343-3018 (891 amino acids)
Biological process (GO): regulation of protein secretion; regulation of epidermal growth factor receptor signaling pathway
Cellular component (GO): endoplasmic reticulum membrane
Molecular function (GO): serine-type endopeptidase activity
Source: RefSeq, a predicted model, not a curated record